AUGGCUUCAAUUUUUUGGAUUAUUGAUUUUGUAAUAUUUGGUUUUUUUGACGCUUCGAUUCAAAAUAUCGCUUUGCUACGUGUUUAUUUUCAAUAUUUGGAACCAAUGUUCAAUUGCUUAGGACUUUAUGGUUUUGUAACAAUUAGUGUCAAUCGAUGUUUUGCUGUUGUCUAUCCACACAAGGGGUUUUUCAAAAAACUAUCAUGGUGCUUCAUCUCAGCAGGUAUAUCAUGGAUGGUGGCCAUAAUUCUGCCUAUACCAAUUUUUGUUGCGUGUUACGAGGCGUAUAUACAGGGUAAACUUCUACGUGUCAACACAUGGAUAGGUCUCUAUAGUUUUUUCAUUAUAUUAAUACUUCCUGCAGUUAUAUUUACAAUUUCGAAUGGAAUCAUAUAUUUCACUGUGCGAGCAUUCAGUCGUCGUGUCAACACCAUUACAGAAAACACAUCUGGUAAUUUUAGUAUUGAGUGUUUAAGUUCACGAGACAUUCGUUUACUAAAACACAUAGUUUUCGUUUUUAUCAUAUAUAUGACUGGAUGGUCACCAGCGUACAUUGCAACAGCAGCUGAUGCCACUGUUGAUAUGCCGGAUUGGCUUUUAUAUCUACUGAUAUUACCAGCUGGAGUAAGUUUCGUGAUUCUUCUGGUAGAUCUACUUUGGUACAAUCAUGAGAUUCGAAAAUAUUUAAAAGUAAAAUUUUUCAAGUGGUUACAUAUACAAUGA
Adineta steineri is the source of this 723-nucleotide messenger RNA. The record is from the annotation of a GenBank genome assembly. NCBI's taxonomy places the organism in Eukaryota, Metazoa, Rotifera, Eurotatoria, Adinetida, Adinetidae.